AUGCCCGAAAUUGGUGAUCCCUGUGUCUAUCCAUUUAAGUUCAACAAUAAAUUCUAUUCCUCUUGCACCAACGAUUUCUUUGGUUACCUUUGGUGUGCCACAGAAGUUGACACUACCACAAAAAACGUGAAGUCCAUUAAAAAAUGUAAAACUAAAGAGUAUGGAGGUAAUGAUGAUCUUCGACGCUGUCUCUUCCCCUUUGUGUACAAGGGCCAAACCUUCUAUACCUGCACCAUGAAAGAUACAAAGUAUAAAAAGGAAUUUUGGUGUGCGACAACAAAGAACUAUGACCAGGAUGGGAUGUUCAGAUACUGUCCUGAUACCGUUGGUAUUCCCUGUGUCUUCCCAUUUAUUUACAAGGAUAAAUCUUAUUCCACUUGCACCAAGGAAAACCAUGAUGACUUGUGGUGUGCCACAAAAGUUGAACCUGACACGAAAGAAAUGACCGAAUGGAAACUAUGUAUGCCUAAAGAGUCUGGAGGUAGUGCUUUUGGACGAGCCUGUGUCUUCCCCUUUGUGUAUAAGGGCCAAACCUUCGAUACCUGCACCACGCAAGAUUCGCCGGACGGGGACUUCUGGUGUGCGACAACAGGGAACUAUGACCAGGACGAGAAAUGGAGCUACUGUCCUGAUACCGAGUAUGGAGGUAAUGAUGAUGGAAAACCCUGUGUCUUCCCCUUUGUGUACAAGGGCCAAUCCUACGAUACCUGCACCAGCUAUUUUGGCCCAGAAGGGGACUUCUGGUGUGCGACAACAGGGAACUAUGACCAGGACGAGAAAUGGACCUACUGUCCUGAUACCGUGUUUAGCCCCCGUCUGCCAGAGAUCAUCGACCAGCGCGACCAAGGCAGUUUCAAUCCCAUGUUGAGGCCAGAAUCCCGAUUGGAGUUCAACCAGGUGGUGGCUAUAAAUAUCCAGGUAUCUAGUUUGGAUCACAACAAGUGGAUGGGUAAAAGAAAGAUCAUUUGGUUCACCGACCAGAAGCCUUGCUAA
This is a messenger RNA of Lacerta agilis (Sand lizard), 993 nucleotides long. Its product is annotated as epididymal sperm-binding protein 1-like. The transcript has 9 exons. The record is from RefSeq and is a predicted model, not a curated record. Gene Ontology annotation, molecular function: heparin binding. Lineage: Eukaryota; Metazoa; Chordata; Lepidosauria; Squamata; Lacertidae. Gene Ontology annotation, cellular component: cell surface. The coding region runs from base 1 to 993 and encodes 330 amino acids.